Coccidioides posadasii C735 delta SOWgp is the source of this 7539-nucleotide messenger RNA. Its product is annotated as Type I Iterative PKS. Lineage: Eukaryota; Fungi; Ascomycota; Eurotiomycetes; Onygenales; Onygenaceae. Gene Ontology annotation, molecular function: fatty acid synthase activity; oxidoreductase activity; phosphopantetheine binding. The record is from RefSeq and is a predicted model, not a curated record. Gene Ontology annotation, biological process: secondary metabolite biosynthetic process; fatty acid biosynthetic process.
AUGGGGAGCGAGCCAAUUGCCAUAAUCGGACUGAGUUGCAAGUUUGCAGGGGAUGCAACAAGUCCAGCAAAACUUUGGACGUUGCUCGAAGAAGGACGGAGUGCAUGGAGCGAGAUUCCGUCGUCACGAUUCAAUCCCAAGGGGGCCUAUCAUCCAAGCCGCGAGAAGCUGAGCACUUCACACAUCCGCGGCGGGCACUUUUUGGAGGAGGAUCUAGCGCUAUUUGACGCUGCCUUCUUUAACUUUUCUGCAGAGACUGCCUCAACGUUAGAUCCUCAAUUCCGGCUUCAACUAGAGUCGGUCUACGAGGCACUAGAGAAUGCCGGCCUUCCACUAUCACAAGUUGCAGGAUCCAACACCUCUGUCUUUGCUGGCACAUUCUUUCAUGACUACAGGGAUGCCUUGAUCCGUGAUGAGGAUAACCUGCCGAGAUCCUUUAUCACGGGCAUUGGCUCUGCCAUGGCAUCCAACCGCAUAUCCCACUUUUUUGACCUUCGAGGGGCCAGCAUGACGAUUGAUACUGGAUGCUCAACGACGCUUGUGGCUCUUCACCAAGCGGUGGAGAACUUAAGAAGCAGAGGGAGUGAGAUGAGUAUCGUGGGCGGCGCCAAUGUGCUAUUGAACCCCGACAAUUUUAAAGCCUUGGGAUCCUUCGGCUUUCUCUCACCUGACGGUAAAUGCUUCGCCUUUGAUGAACGUGCCAACGGCUACGGACGCGGGGAGGGUGUGGCCACCAUCGUUAUCAAGCGCCUCGAGGAUGCGCUCGCGGCCGGCGACCCAAUCCGUGCCAUCAUCCGGGAGUCGGUCCUGAAUCAAGAUGGCAAAACUGAAAGCCUCACGUCGCCCAGCCAGGCAGCUCAAGAAGCUCUCAUGCGAGGCUGCUAUGCCAAAGCUGGCCUUGAACCGCUCCAGACGCAGUACUUUGAGGCCCACGGCACGGGUACUGCCACUGGUGAUCCAAUCGAGGCGGGUGCUAUCGCGUCCGUCUUUCAGAGUCAUAGACGGAGGGAGGAGGAGGCGCUACGCAUUGGCUCCGUCAAGACGAACAUUGGCCAUACCGAGGCUACGAGCGGACUGGCUAGUGUUAUUAAGGUCGUGCUGGCUAUGGAGAAAGGCGUGCUUCCACCCUCGAUCAACUUCGAGAAGCCCAAUCCGCAGCUGGCCUUGGAUGACUGGCGACUCAAGGUGGUUACCGAGUUGGAGAAGUGGCCAGUGGCUCCUGGCCAGAAGAUGCGAGCGUCGGUGAACAAUUUCGGCUACGGAGGCUCCAACGCCCACAUCAUUAUGGAAGAUGCCAACGGAUGCUCACAGAACCGCUCUGUCAAUGGGAACGUCAAUGGCGAGGUUAAUGGAAACACCAACGGUGUUGGCGCCCAUGCCGCUGGGACCGCUGGCGACAAGUAUAAGCUUCUGCUCGUCAGCGCCAAAGACGAGCAUGCGCACGAGAACAUGGUCGCCAGACUCGCGGACUUCCUUCGUCAGAAGGAACAACAUGGUCCACAGGACACUGAGACUCUUCUUCAGAGCUUGGCCUACACUUUGGGCCAGCGUCGCACCAUGUUCCCCUGGGUGGCGGCGUACCCCGUCCCCAUAACUCAAGGUCUUGACGGCGUCGCUAAGAUACUGGAAACGCCCAAGUUUAGACCGUCGCGCCCCUCCCAACGCCCACGUAUCGGCAUGGUCUUCACCGGCCAAGGGGCGCAAUGGUACGCCAUGGGUAGAGAAUUGAUCACAACCUACCCUGUGUUCAAAGCGUCUCUCGAGGAAGCCGAUGGCUUUCUGCGAGACCUUGGCGCCGACUGGUCGCUAAUGGAGGAGCUUGGCCGUGAUGCCAAAACAAGCAAGGUCAACCAGACGGCCUUCAGCAUCCCCAUCUGUGCCGCGGUGCAGAUCUCGCUGGUCCGGGUAUUGGAGACCUGGGGAGUUACCCCGUCAGCUGUGACAAGCCACUCCAGCGGAGAGAUUGCCGCAGCAUAUACGGUAGGCGCUAUCAGCCUCCGCCUCGCCAUGGGGAUCGCGUACUAUAGGAGCAGACUAGCCGCCGAAAUGACCCUGGAUGGGCCUAUCAAGGGCGGCAUGCUGGCGGUUGGCCUUGGUCAUGGGGACGUGGAAAAAUAUCUAGAGCGGCUGACUUGCGAUGCUCGAGCUGUGGUGGCCUGCAUCAACAGCCCGUCUAGCACGACGGUGGCGGGCGACAUUGCGGCGAUCGAGGAACUCGAGACGUUGCUCAAAGCUGAGGGCCUGUUUGCUCGCCGGCUUCGAGUAGACACUGCGUACCACUCCCACCACAUGGAGCCCGUUGCGGAGGACUACCGCCAGGCGCUCCGCAAGAUGCCGAAGGAAGAACCAAAGACUAAGUGUCUAGGGCCCAUCGCUUUUGCAUCCCCCGUCACUGGCUACCGCAUGACCAGCACCGGAGCAAUCGCCGACCCGGAACACUGGGUCGGCAGUCUAAUGCAGCCCGUCCAGUUCGUUGACGCAUUCAUCGAGAUGGUCCAUGGCGACUUGUCUGCCGACGCAGCUAGCCAAAGCGUCGAUAUCAUUGUCGAGAUUGGCCCACACACCGCUCUCGGAGGCCCCAUUCAGGAGAUUCUCACCCUGGAGGACUUUGAGGGAAUCCGGCUGCCGUACUAUGGUAGUCUCGUGCGGCACGCUCACGCGGUCGAGUGCCUCCAGACACUGGCGUCGAACUUGCUCAGGGAAGGCUAUCCGCUCGACAUCGAAGCCGUCAACUUCCCCCAAGGGAGGAGCCAGGACGUGCGCGUCUUGACCGACCUCCCGUCGUAUCCCUGGAACCAUCAAACAAGACACUGGCUUGAACCGCGGUUCAAUCUGGGCCUUCGCCAGAGGGAUCAUCGUCCACAUGAGCUCCUCGGCUCGCUGGUCCCGGGAACCAACCCUGAAGCACCGGUGUGGAGACACAUCCUGCGUGCUACCGAGUCACCUUGGGUUCAAGACCACGUCAUCCAGUCCAAGAUGCUCUAUCCCGGCUGUGGGUUUAUCUGCUUGGCUAUCGAGGCCGCCACGCAACAGCUGGCCAUCGCCGAAGAACAGGAGGGCCGUGAGGUAUCUGGUUACCGGAUUCGAGACAUGAGCGUGCAGCAGGCACUCGUCAUUCCAGAUACCGCUGAAGGCAUUGAAAUUCAAACGGCUCUCCGUCCGGUCAGUGACAAGGCCGUUGGCUUGCGAGGCUGGAAGGAGUUCGAGGUCCUUUCCAUCACUCCAGAGAACAGAUGGAUGCGACAUGCACAGGGUCUUGUUAUGGUUGAGUUCGACAACGUUCAAAACGGCGUCUCCUCUUUGGACCAAGAAAUACAACAUGCACGACUGAUCGAUGCCAUUGAUAUGUGGAGUACCCUGGAAUCUCUCGGCAUCAAGUACGGUCUGACGUUCAGGAACAUUAGCGACAUCCGCCAGUCGAAGAAAGAGCUUCGAUCAACAAGCACCAUCACUGUGCCUGAUACAUCUGUGCCCAACGAUCUACCUCGCAACCACAUCAUCCACCCUGCCACGCUCGACGCCGUCGCGCAAGCCGCCUUUACCGCUCUUCCCGGCGCUGCUUUCCACCAAGAGAGCCCUCGAGUUUUCCAGUCAAUCGAAAGACUCUGGGUCUCGAGUAAAAUCAACCGUGAGGCAGGCCAGGCGUUCCAAUGUCACACGAAACUCGACUAUGCAGAUGUACAAGGCAUAAGGGCGGGAGUUGUACUUGUUGACCAAGACAGACCUGUGGUUGAGGUGCAUGGGCUUCAGCUACGCUCACUGGGUGGGAGUGGGACACAGUCUGUGCAAGGAGGACUCUGUGCCAGAGUGGCUUGGGAGCGCGAUCUUGGUUUGAAUCUUCACUCAGGCUUCGCCUUGCACACGGGUGAAGAUGAGAAUCUCCGAAGACUUUCCCUCUAUUUUAUGGAAGAUGCUCUAGCCGACAUCUCUCCACUCGAAGCGGAUAAGCUUCAGGGCCAUUACCGCGCAUUCUACGCCUGGAUGAAGGACAAACUGCAGUUUGCCACGCCAGAUGCUAUACGGCCAGAUCGAGCACUUCUCACCCAGCGCGUGGCAGAAGCGAGCCCCAGGGGAGAGAUGUUGUGCCGCGUGGGCCCAUGUCUAGCGGCCAUCCUCCGCAGCCAGAGGGCGCCCCAAGAUCUCAUGGACGAAGGUGGCCUCCUCGAGAAGUGGUCCUCAAACCACGAUGAUGGCGUUUCGCAAGGAGCCGCACUGCUCCGCCAAAUCGUACACAAGCAGCCUCGUGCACGGGUCCUCGAGAUUGGCGCCCGACUAGACGUCACGACACGCGCCAUGCUAGAAGCACUAGGUCCGCUUGGCUCUUUGUAUCACUUUACCAACGCCUCGGAUGAUGACUUUAAGCACGCCGAACAGGAGCUAGCCGCGUGGGGUGAUAUCCUUAUGUUCGACACGCUCGACGUUGCCAAAGAGCCAUCCUCGCAGGGAUUCGAGCUGGGCAACUACGACGUUGUGAUUGCAUCUGGGAUCGUGCAACCGUCGACCCAAACUUUGGCAAACGUGCAGGCCCUCAUAAAGCCGGGUGGUAAGCUGUUGAUGGUCCAGGCGCCUCGCUACGAGCUCGAUAGACAGCUUGUGCUUCGUCUCCUCCCCGAGUGGUGGGAUGCCAAGGGUAAUGAUCCAAAUCCAUCCUUGGAGGUUGUCUCGUGGGAUCAGCUUCUCAAAGAUGCGGGCUUUAGUGGCGUCGACGUUGCCGUAUCCAGCGCGAUUAUAUCAGUAGUGCCGCCGAUUGAUUCGGCCCGGCCGCCUCGCUCCGACGAUAUCAUCCUCGUCACCAGUAACAAGACAGGCGGUCCUCCACCACAAUGGCUUGAGGGCCUGCGGCAUUUCAUCUCCACAUUGGAGCCUGACACGGCUCCUUCCCCUCUGCCCGACGUAUACGUUCUCGAGUCUGCUUCGGCAGCAUUAUAUACUGGAAAGAUCUGCGUCUUCCUGGGCGAAAUCAACCAGCCCAUGCUCCGGGACAUGGACGCCACGGUCUUUGAAGCCAUUAAAGCUAUGACCACCAAGUGCAAAGGCCUGCUUUGGGUGACGCGUGGCGGCUCCGUCGACUGUGAAAAGCCAGACCUCGGUCUUGCGGCAGGAUUCCUUCGUGCCGCAAGGAGCGAGUAUCUUGGUCGGUCGUAUGUCACACUGGAUCUCGACCCCUCUGCAUCUCCCUGGUCGGAGGAUGACGUCCAAGCAAUCGUGCAAGUCUUGAAAGUGGGUUUCGACGGUUCCUCACUGGGCGAGUUUGAGUACGCCAUGCGAGACGGCGUGUUUAAGAUACCCCGUGUCCUCAACGAUACGUCCCGUAAUCGUCUUGUCUCACCCGCCGAUGCUGCAGCCACCGACGCCGUCACACUGGUGCCGCUACGCCAAGCAGACCGAGCUUUGAGCUUGCAGGUUGGUGUUCCCGGCAGGCUUGACACUCUCUCUUUUACGGAAGAUGCGUCCCUUUCCGAUACCUGUGAGCUGUCUCCUGAAAUGGUCGAGAUCGAGCCUCGUGCCUACGGCAUCAACGCGCGCGAUGUCAUGGUCGCCACCGGCCAGCUACGGGACGAGUCCAUGGGGCUCGAGUGCGCUGGCAUCAUCACCCGUGUGGGCACUGAAGCCGCCGCGCAAGGCUAUACCAUCGGUGAUAACGUCUUCGGUCUCCUGCCGCGCGGACAGUUUGGCAGCAUCGCGCGCACGCCCUGGACAAGUAUCAUGCAGAUGCUUCCGGGCCUUAGCUUUGAGGAGGCUGCUUCUCUCCCUAUGGCUUACUGUACCGCGUAUAUCUGCCUUACAGGCCUUGCGCACCUGCAGCGCGAGCAGACGGUUCUCAUCCAUGCGGCUGCAGGAAGUGUGGGACAGGCGGCUAUCAUGAUAGCGCGUCAUGUAGGCGCGGAGGUCUUUGUUACUGUCGGGACUCCUGAGAAACGCGAGUUGAUGAUAAACAGAUAUGGUAUCCCGGAAGAUCACCUCUUCAGCAGUCGAGAUACGUCGUUUGGGGCAGGCGUGCUUAGCGCUACCCAUGGCCGCGGCAUCGACGUCGUCCUUAACUCCCUAUCUGGAUCACUUCUCCAAGAGAGUUUCAAUGUACUCGCUCCGUUUGGUCAUCUUGUCGAAAUCGGCCAACGCGACCUUGAUGCCAAUAGCUAUCUGGCGAUGCGGCCCUUCAAUCACCCUGCGUCCUUCUCAUCGUUUUCGCUGCUUGCUCUGGCCCAACACAAUCCGCGUCAGUUGCAUCGCGCCAUGGUCGAAAUCACCCAGCUCGUUGGAGAGCACAAGCUUUCGCCGGUCCAUCCCCUCACAUCCUACCCCAUGAGGGACGUUUCAGAAGCGUUCCGUCAUCUGCAGACAGAGAGCCACGUCGGCAAAGCCGUGUUGUCUAUUGGAUCAGACGUCAUGGUCCCGAUGCUGCGACAAUCGCCGACUCCAAAGUUCUCGCCGGAUGCGUCCUACCUCCUGGUUGGUGGUGUGGGUGGUAUUGGUUGCUCUAUUGCGCGUUGGAUGGCCGAUCAAGGGGCCAAGAAUGUCAUCAUCUUAUCAAGGAGUGCGGGCCGGAGUGAGCAAGCUGCUGCGCUCGUCGACGAACUCAGCCAGAUGGGCUGUCGGGUCAAGGCUGUGAGCUGUAAUGUCUCAAGCGGAAGUGGCCUUGCAGAUUCGCUGCGCCAAUGUCAAGAAGACGGUCUACCACCUAUUCGCGGUGUCAUACAAGGAGCAAUGGUUCUGAAGGAUACACUCCUGGAGCGAAUGACGCUUGUUGAUUACCAAACCGCCAUCCACCCCAAAGUCCAUGGCACAUGGAACCUACACACCCAGUUCGCGCAGACAGACUCUCUGGACUUCUUCGUGAUGCUCUCUUCAGCUGUUGCUGUCGCCGGUAAUGCCAGCCAGGCCAACUACGCUGCGGGAGGGUCGUACCAAGAUGCAUUGGCUCGCUGGCGGGUGUCGCAAGGUCUGCCUGGCGUCUCUAUCAAUCUUGGAGCCGUCAAGGGCAUCGGCGUCGCUGCCAAUACAGGUGUGUUGGGUCACUUGCAGAGAGUGGGUUACUCGCCCAUCAACGAGGAGCAGGUCCUCUCGAUACUCGGUACCACCAUUCUCCAUCCGUAUGAUCCGCAGGUUGUGGUCGGGCUAGACUCUCGCCCAGGCUCCCAUUGGGAUGCCAAGGGCGAGUCCCAGCUCGGGCGCGAUAUGCGGUUUGCUGCCCUUAAGCCCCUUGAGACCGACGGUGCAGGGGGAACGAACCCGACAGGAAGCUCCAACUCACUCGCCAGCAAGCUCGCCACGGCCAAGUCACUGGAACAAGCUGUCGACCAUGUUGGCGCAGCUAUUGCGGAGAAGAUCUCAGACAUCUUCAUGAUCCCUCUCGACGAUAUCGACUUGGCCAACAAGCCGGCACAGUAUGGGAUCGACUCUCUUGUUGCAGUUGAGCUCCGAAAUAUGCUCGUUCAGCAAGCUGCGGCCGAGGUGUCUAUCUUUGAUAUUUUGCAGAGCGUCUCAUUAGCUGCGCUGGCGGCCGCUAUUGCUGCUAAAAGCGCAUAUAUCAGCGAGUAG